AUGAGUGUGGUGGAUGAUGAGGUGGCAAAUUUAAAUAUUGCCACCUCAUCAUCCACGACACUCAUCGAUUUACACUUCCUUAUCUCUGUCUCCAAAGAACAAAUUUAACAACAACAACAACGCCGGGAACUGACCUCGUCAAGUAAUGGUACGGCAGUUGCCGGUGAAUGUUCAGAUGUCACUGCUGCAAGAAAUAUUGCCACUUCGUCAUCCAUGACACCCAACGGUCCACAACCAUGUUUUCCCUUAUCGUUACCUCCAAAGGACAAAUUCAAACUUGCUGUCGGUAAUUCUGCUAAUGGUUUUUCAAAACGUCAGUCGCGUCGUACGGUGACAGUAUUGAAUGGUAACUGUCAGGUGAGCUCUGUGGAAAAUGACCGUUACCAACUAUCCAGACAAGAUGCUUCUGUUAGCCACGCUCGACGAAGUCCUUUAGGAAGUUGCUGUCGUAUGACUGUUAUAGUAAAACAAUGCAAAGUGCAAAGCUUUGAAUGCAAUUUGAAUGAAAUUGGACGAAUGUGA
Acanthocheilonema viteae is the source of this 522-nucleotide messenger RNA. NCBI's taxonomy places the organism in Eukaryota, Metazoa, Nematoda, Chromadorea, Rhabditida, Onchocercidae. The record is from the annotation of a GenBank genome assembly.